Molecule: messenger RNA, 878 nt
Organism: Protomyces lactucae-debilis
Lineage: Eukaryota; Fungi; Ascomycota; Taphrinomycetes; Taphrinales; Protomycetaceae
Exons: 1
Coding region: 411-740 (109 amino acids)
Source: RefSeq, a predicted model, not a curated record
GCUCGUGCCGGAGGAUUAUGCCCGGUGCUGCCAAGCAAGAAGCCCAAGUAGAGGUGUGUAGAUGAAGCUGCUUUAAGCUAUGUACGCACGCUACGUCCUUUCCUCGGGGCAGGUACUGGACAGAAGGAGAGUUGGCAGCUGAGUCUGAGCUGAGUGUACGAGAUUGAGGCCAGGCAGAUGAGCCAAUGGCGAGUUUGCGCUGUCCAACGGCUGCACCUGUCAAAGCGGCGCCCGGGCCAAUUGAAGGACAAAGUCUUGGAAAAGGGCAGCCAGAGCGGAAGACGGCCAGAGCCAUGGCCAGCACACGGUGAUGAAAGUGAGGGGCAGCCAGAAUAAGCUCUGCGCCAUAUAAGCCCAGCAGCAGCAUCCCUGCCUCUUACUCACCUCUUCCCUCCAUACCAGCAUCGAAAAUGCAGACCACUUUCCUUACCCUCCUGCUCGCAGCAGCCUCCCAGGUCACUGCUCAAGCGCUUCCUGCUUGUGCAGACACUUGCGUCAAGGCCCAACUCUCCAAAUUCAACUGCGCCAGCGAACUUGACUUUGGCUGUGUCUGUACACCUGCCUUCAAUGCAGCCGUCACGCCUUGUGUCUUGUCCUCAUGCAAUGCUCAAGAUGUUGCCACCACCUCUAGCUUGAACGGUGCCGCAUGUGCUGCUUACGCUGCAAGAAGGGCUUCUGGCUCUUCCCCUGCUAACCUGCUCGCCACCACGACUGGGUAUGUCUUCAGCUUGAUGGGCUGAGCAUUUGAACUAACAUGCAUAGUGCUGGUGUCGCUGGAGCUGGUAACGUUGUUGCUGCCACAAAUGGUCUUGCAGCAGCUGCCAAUGCUCAGCAGACAACCAUGGCCGCUGCAGGCGGAUCUGGUUCAGGUACGGGCG